AUGCAUAUAAAAUUUAUAUAUCCACAGUCAACGCCAAAUGUUGCUGUUGUAAGAUCUAAAAAAACAGGAUACAUUAAGAGAAGAUGGCAAGCAGAAAUGCCUGUAGAACUAUCUACUCAUUGUUCAAUCGAAGAUUAUGAUAAAGCAAUACGAUCUCUAAACAAUGUUGCUGCUAUCACUCUGUGGGGCCAACUCUUGUCAUUAUUACCAUCUUUAAUCACAGGUGCAAUUGCAUUUGGUGUUGGAGAGUCAAAAAAAACAGAUUCAUAUACACCAAUCUAUUGGUAUAUAGGUAUUUUAUUACUUGCAAUUACAUUACUUGGUUUAGUUUUAAUGUUGUUAACUUUAAAAAGAAAAUAUCUUAGAAAUUUAGCUUAUUCUGUAUCGAAAAUCCACACACACUUUAAUAAUCAUUAUGGAAUCAAUUGGACAUUGAGAUAUGUAGAUUUUACAAACAAAAGAGGAAAGAGAAGACCAAAGAUUUGGUGUGAAUUGAAUAUUCCUGUAUCGCCACUUGCCGAACAACCUUUGGUUGCCUAUCCAGUGCCAUACCCCAACCAACCACCUGUUCACUACAUUCCAAUGCAACACUUCCACAAUCAAUCGACCACCACAGGUCUACCACAACCAAACUACGCUACAUACUCUGAGAUUCCAAUCGAUGACAAUCAACAACAUCAAUAUCAACAACAACCUGUUUCAUUAUCAAAGGAAUCUGAUAAUCCUAAAAUUGAAAAAUAA
Molecule: messenger RNA, 741 nt
Organism: Heterostelium album PN500
Lineage: Eukaryota; Evosea; Eumycetozoa; Acytosteliales; Acytosteliaceae
Exons: 3
Coding region: 1-741 (246 amino acids)
Source: RefSeq, a predicted model, not a curated record